Messenger RNA from Haliotis rufescens (red abalone), 1836 nucleotides. RefSeq lists its product as uncharacterized. The record is from RefSeq and is a predicted model, not a curated record. The transcript is spliced from 9 exons. NCBI's taxonomy places the organism in Eukaryota, Metazoa, Mollusca, Gastropoda, Lepetellida, Haliotidae. Bases 118 to 1359 code for a protein of 413 amino acids.
AGACGGUGUCGUGAAGGCCUCGCCUCCAGUCAGGGAAAGAUCGUGCUGGUGCGACGAUGUCGUCCAUGGAAGGAUAUAUUAACAGAAGUUUUUGAAAGGAGAAGACCCUAGAUCACAAUGGGACGUCUCAGGAUUGCCUAUGUUUCAGUGAUAUUUCUUGGCACGUUGUAUUCCUUGGGCCUGCUGCUGGUGGUUGAUAUCACAAGAAAAUCGAAUGUGUUGAAUACUGAGCACUUGUGUCUUCAAACAAGAACUAAACAUACAGAGGAUAUACAGAAAUUAAAUGACAACCAGCUUGUCCAUUCCAGAGACGAGGUCACACUCUUGGUGGACAUGUUUCGUCAGAAAGUAGCAACUCUGAAGCAGAAGAAGAUUUGGUCAGAGUUGCCUCCCUUUCCACGGUGUACAGGCAAGGAAAAGAAAGCAUUGGACAUGUGCAAUGAUACAGCUGCCUGCAAACACCCGCUUCCGGCGGCUGACAGUCUAGAAAACAUCCGCAAUAUUCUUACACCUGUAACCAAACUACAAGAGGGGGCACUGGGAAGGAUAAAGGAUGUUUUCAACAUACAGGAGAGGAGGAAAUAUGCUUUUGUCACGGCAGCGUCAGCGGAUCACUUUGAUGAAUCCCAGGAGAUGAUCAUGACUCUGGACAAAUACAUUUUCCCUCAUUUGAGCAACUACUCCUUCUAUUAUUACGACAUGGGGCUGAACAGAAGUCAGGUCAAACUGCUGGAGAAAUAUGGAAGGGCUGAAAUAAAACGAUACCCGUUUAAUUUGCUGCCUGAUCGGUUUUCCUACUUGAAGUGUUACACGUGGAAGCCAAUCGUUAUGCAGGCUCAUUUUGACAAUGCUGAGUACACAGUUUGGUUGGACGCCUCUUCACGAUUCGACAAAGGAAAUCCCCGAGAAAUGUUCAACUUGCUGAAGGAAACAGGUGUGCUUAUGUCACCAUGGCCAUACCCAUUUGCACAACAUUGUUCAAAGCACAUGUUUUCCUACUUCAACACUGAACCAUGCCACUUUUCAGUUUACCACGAAUCUGAAAGCGGUUUUAUAAUGUUACACAACCAGCCAUUUACAAGACGUCUAAUAAUGGACCCGUGGGUGGCGUGCGCCGUGGACCCAAACUGUAUGUGUCAUCCAGGGGCACAACAACUAUAUUGGUGUUCAUUUCGCACCAGGAAGUAUGGGAAAUGUCACCGGUAUGAUCAGUCAGCCAUAAAUUUGAUUCUUCUACAGAUGUUCAGAAGGAAUAUAGAUUCUGUGCAAAUCCCGAAAAAGAAAUAUGCACAUGUGUCCAGGAAGAAAGGACUUUUGUACCUUAAAGACCUCCACAGGACCACGCCCAGUAACAAGUAAACCGUCAACACAAAAGUACUACACGGCUUCAAAGCUGUAGUUAGACAUUGCAAACGAGGAAAAGGUCAAAUGCCCGUUGCUGGAGACAGAACAAGCACUUCUAGCACUACAAUAUACUGGAAGGAGCGGUGGAGUAGCCUAGUGGGUAAAGCGUUCGCUCGUCACGCCGAAGACCUGGGUUCGAUUCCCCACAUGGGUACAUAUGUGAAGCCCAUUUCUGGUGUUUCUUGCUGGGAUAUUGCUGGAUUAUUUCUAAAAGCGGCGUAAAACCAUACUCACUAUACUGGACGACAAGGCUUUCCCUUUACAUUGGGAAAGAACAGGGUACAAAUACUUUUUCCAUAUGUGGAGUGAUUGCUGAUUCAAGAAAUUGUAAAGGUCUCAACAGAUGUGGAUCUCUUUUUAUUGUUUUUAUCAUUGUUUAACGUCACAUUCAGAAAUAUUCAACCCAUAUGACGGCUGUAAAUAAUCGAGUCC